Gadus macrocephalus (Pacific cod) is the source of this 4898-nucleotide messenger RNA. RefSeq names its product solute carrier family 6 member 1b (gene slc6a1b). Gene Ontology annotation, biological process: neurotransmitter transport; sodium ion transmembrane transport. Gene Ontology annotation, molecular function: gamma-aminobutyric acid:sodium:chloride symporter activity. NCBI's taxonomy places the organism in Eukaryota, Metazoa, Chordata, Actinopteri, Gadiformes, Gadidae. The record is from RefSeq and is a predicted model, not a curated record. Bases 650 to 2470 code for a protein of 606 amino acids. The transcript is spliced from 15 exons. Gene Ontology annotation, cellular component: cell surface; axon; plasma membrane.
AGACAAGAGGAUGUCCCCCCUCUCGCGCCCACUGCGAUCUCAGUGGUGGAAAUGGUGGCUGUGGGGAGGGUCGACUUUGAGGUGACAUUGACGCUAUGUAGAUGAGAGCGAAGACCCCGCGUUCCAUGUUACGUCCCUGCUCGCUCGACUUAGACGGUGGCUGGCGUGAGGCGAAGCAGCUCCUUUCCCCGCCGCGUCCCCCUUCCUCUCAUUCAGCACCGCUUUUUGGACAGCACCACGCACCCACAACGCAUUCUGUCCACGGUCGACCCUCUGGAUAAUAGUUUGAUUCGACAUCCUUCGACUGGAGAGCUUCGUACUUUGGUCUGAAUCAAUAAAGGAAAUAACUUUUUUUUCUACGAGGCAGCCGGAAUUUUGCAAAAAACAACCGAUUCGCACAGGGAGCACUAUUUUUCUUCUUCUUAUAUCAGAAUUUUUUUGAUAUCGUGUGAGGAUUUCGGUUUCGUUAUUGUUUUACAGUCCCUUCACAAAGAACAGUUUGUGCUCCCCCUAGACAUCGAGGCUCCGGCUGUCUAUCGGAUACCCUGUCGACAGAUUUGGGUACCAGAGAGAGAAUCUGCUGUCACCUCGGACUGCUGCUGAAUCCCCUCGCGCAUUAUUCUGGAUUACAUCAGACGUCUGAAGCACCAUGGCGACCAACGGAACCAAAGCCUCGGACGGACUAGUCCUCACUGAGGCAGUGAUCGACGCGCCCGCCACCACCAACGACAAACCCAAGACCUUGGUGGUCAAAGUCCAGAAGACCAAAAAGGAUCUUCCCGAGAGAGAAACCUGGGGAGGAAAAUUUGACUUUCUCCUCUCGUGUGUGGGAUAUGCCAUUGGACUCGGGAAUGUCUGGAGAUUUCCUUAUUUAUGUGGGAAAAACGGUGGAGGGGCCUUCUUGAUCCCCUACUUUCUGACCCUAAUAUUCGCCGGUAUGCCCCUGUUCCUCCUCGAGACGGCGCUGGGCCAGUACACGUCUGUUGGAGGUCUCGGGGUCUGGAAAAUGGCCCCCUUGUUCAAAGGUGUCGGUUUGGCCGCGGCGGUGCUCUCCUUCUGGCUCAACAUCUAUUACAUUGUCAUCAUUUCCUGGGCUAUUUAUUAUCUGUGGAACUCGUUCACCUCUGAGCUGCCGUGGCAGUCUUGUGGCAAUGCCUGGAACACGGAGCGUUGCUACACCAACUACAGCACCCCUGACACCACCAACCUGACCAGCGCCGUGCAGGAGUUCUGGGAGCGUAACAUGCACCAGCUGACCGAGGGCCUGGAGAAGCCCGGGGAGUUGAGGGUGCCCCUGGCCAUCACCCUGGCCAUCGCAUGGGUGCUGGUGUACUUCUGCAUCUGGAAGGGCGUCAGCUGGACUGGCAAAGUGGUGUACUUCUCGGCGACCUACCCCUACAUCAUGCUGUUCAUCCUGUUCUGCCGCGGGGUCACUCUGCCGGGAGCCUUCGACGGAAUCGCCUUCUACAUCACUCCCAACUUUGAGAAGCUCAAGGAGUCCGAGGUGUGGCUGGAUGCCGCCACUCAGAUCUUCUUCUCCUACGGUCUGGGCUUGGGUUCUCUGAUCGCGCUAGGCAGCUACAACCCCUUCAACAACAACGUGUACAGAGAUUCGAUCAUUGUGUGCUGUAUCAACUCCUUCACCAGCAUGUUCGCCGGCCUUGUCAUCUUCUCUAUUGUGGGCUUCAUGGCGAACGUAACAAAGAGGCCCAUUGCUGAUGUGGCAGCCUCAGGACCGGGUCUGGCCUUCCUGGCCUAUCCUGAGGCGGUCACCCAGCUGCCCAUCUCGCCCCUCUGGGCCAUCCUCUUCUUCUCCAUGCUGCUCAUGCUGGGGAUAGACAGUCAGUUCUGCACAGUGGAGGGAUUCAUCACUGCGCUGGUGGAUGAGUUCCCACAUCUUCUCAGGAAACGCCGGGAGAUCUUCAUUGCUAUUGUCUGCCUCGUCUCCUACAUCAUCGGCCUGUCUAAUAUCACACAGGGUGGCUUGUAUGUGUUUAAGCUCUUCGAUUACUACUCAGCCAGUGGAAUGUGCCUGCUGUUCCUGGUGUUUUUCGAGUGCAUCUCCAUUUCCUGGUUCUAUGGAGUCAAUAAGUUCUAUGACAACAUCGAGGAAAUGAUUGGCUACAAGCCCUGCAUCUGGUGGAAGUUAUGCUGGGUGGUGUUUACUCCUCUUAUUGUGGCUGGAGUGUUCCUGUUCAGCGCGGUGCAGAUGGUUCCCCUCACCAUGGGCGACUACGUGUUCCCUGCCUGGGGUCAGGGCGUGGGCUGGUGCAUGGCCCUCUCCUCCAUGCUGCUCAUUCCUGGCUACAUGGGAUACAUGUUCCUCACGCUGAAGGGCACGUACAAAGAGCGUUUGCGGAUGAUGGUGAAGCCAGUGGUUCUGCUGAGGGGUAAGGUGACCGGAGGGGAGACACCGACCGCGGCCGAUACCCAGAGUCAGAACCCGGCCAACGAAGAAGCCUACAUCUAGAACCUUCUGCCUGGCAUGUCUUAUCUGAACAAGCUCGAACGGCAUUCUGCAGCACGCAGAGAGAGAAAAAGAAGCAAAACAAAACGUAAUCACAGGUUGGGAGCGACCACCAGACUCUGACGUCUGCUUUUAUUCACCUACCUCCUGGGGACGUGCGAGACCAACCUGAUUACGAGCGACAUUCUGAGGUUUUUCUUUCCGUUUGUUCAUUUGUAUAAUACAGAGUUUAAAAAGAAAUACUGCAAACUACCCAGCACUGUUGUUGUGAUAGUUUGUAUUUCAUUAUGCAAAAGAAAAAAAAAGAGUUAGACCUUCUAGAAAAAGAGAUGUGACCUAGAAAAAUUACUGUAUCUUCGAUUUAUAAUUUCAAUUUGGAGGCCCGGUGUGAUUCAAGAGUAUUGUGCUAAUUUAAAGAUAUUUACAAGUAAUUAAUCUAUUAAAAUACUAUUACUGUACAAAGAAAAUAUAGAUUGAAUUCAGUUUGCUUGUACAUGGAAGAAUCCUUUAAUUGAAUGUUAUGUAGUAGGUGAAUAAAUGCAAUAUUACAAUUGCAGAAAAGGAAAAUUGAACAUGACCAAUUUGAGGCGAAAUAUCGACAUUGCAGUGUGCAGCAGGCCAGGUCAUAUCUCCUUGUACAUGUAAAAUAUUCUCCAGCCAGACUAUCAAUUCCUACCAAUACCCUGCAGUUUGCAAGUAAUGUUUACUACCCAAUUCUUGGGCUACCUUCGAAAAGCACAAGGCCAGUAUGAAUUUCAAACUAUUGAACCCUUUUUUUGGCAUGAUAUUUCUGAGAAGAGCAAGAAUAACAGAUAUGUAGUAAAAAUAGAAAGAGACUGUUACAAUUGUUUCUUUGUUUUCUAAAGAACAAUAACUUUAUAUGUUGUCAGAACCUUUUUUUAGAAUCGUUUGUAGGAUGUUUUCUAUGUCAUAGUGAGAAGGACCAAAAUUAUGAAACCCUUUGCUUGAAAUAAUCGCAAGAGCAAGCAAACCUUUGACAAUAUACUGAUCAAAUGACCCCAAGUGACCCCAUUCUUUUCAUGAUAUAGCGGAACAGGGUACUUAAUAGCAGCCUUCGAUUAACCAAGUACGUGCACCACCCACCCAUACAGGUGAAGUCAGGAGUUCCUUUUCCACUGCAAACUACUGCAUCUACAUCAUUACUCAUCCCUGACAUCUGCCUAAUUAGAUGAUUCUCUCCUUCAAAUUUACAUAUUGACAUGUUGCGCAUUUGCAAACUCUUAUUAACGCGUAGCUAUCACAGUAUAGGCUACCAACAAACGGGCUAACCAUUAGGCUUCAUACCACUAGGCUGAGUUGAUGGAAGAUGAUGGAACUUUAUGAGCGGCUACAGCGAUAUACCCUUGGAAUGGUUUACUUACACUGUUUACUUAGGCGACCCAAUUCUCAGGAAAAAAGGUGGAAGUGACCAAAUUCUCUCUGAGAUAACUGAAUAACGAGUAAAAGGAUCCAACUUUUCUUGCGGGGGUUAAUUCCAGCAUAAUCCGAAAUAGCAAAAUAUAUAUAAUAUAUAUAUAUAUAUAUGUCUCAAACAUGCCUCAGUUAAACAAAAAUAUAGAAAAUAUAUUUCCAGCGUCCUUAUCGUCAGUGUAUAACAACUGUGAAGUGUUAAGUUAUAUUCCUGAUUUGUGUUUAUAAAAGUAAUAUCACAUAAUUGAUUGAUCAGGGGACUUGACUGUCAAAAACUAUUGCUAGCACCUUGGACAUACCUGAGGAUGUACUGUAUCAGCGGCAACUUCCAUUCACCUUCAUCUCCAUUUCAUACUGGAAAUCCUACUUACAUAUCACAUUAUUUUGCAAUAUAAAAAGCUAUAUAAAUAUAUACAAAAUAUAGGCCAGUAAAUUUCACAUAUAUAAAUAUAUUAAAACAAAAAGGUUAUAGUUUGCUUCUGUGGCAGCUACAUGCUACAGAAAUCAGGUUGAAUUUAUUUUAGCAAAGUUAUGUAAAUUGAAAUGUGCAAUGACAAAAAGGUUCCAUGAGUUUUGUAUAAAGUUACCAUAAUGCAGUCUUCUCGCUUGAAUAAUGUUGUAAAAUUGGACUGUGUAUCAAUACAUGUAUCUGUGAAUGUCAGUACAACCUGAAGUUUUUUUGUCUAAAUGUUGAAAAAAAUCUCAUAUUAUAUGCUGUUUUCUGCAAUACUGUAUCCGAAACUAAAGCACAUAUCUUUAUCAAAAUCAUAACUACAAUAACAAUAAUAGAGUAAAAACAAUGAUGAAUAUAAUAUUAUAGAAACACUGUCUAGUCAGAGAAUAUUGUUUUGUAUAUUUCUAACUGUUUCAUGGGCCUAAUGUAAAAUAUUAUAUGUAAAAAAUAUAAUAAAUGUCUUUAGAUGGCGUUAUAUGAAAAAAGCAUGAUUGCAAUAUAUGUUAUCUGCAAAAAUCAAUAAAGACCUAUAGAUUAUAAAAACUA